Molecule: messenger RNA, 2145 nt
Organism: Arctia plantaginis
Lineage: Eukaryota; Metazoa; Arthropoda; Insecta; Lepidoptera; Erebidae
Source: the annotation of a GenBank genome assembly
AUGAAUAGGAAUAGAAAUAAUAAUCCAAAUCCUUUAUUGAAUGUGAGAGAGAGGCUAUUUCAUGCAUUAUUUUUUAAAUUUGCUUUGGCAUAUGCUUUUACGUUUCCUGGGCCUGUAAGAAGAUUUUUUGAGUUCCUUGUACUUGUUAAAGCACUUGUGGCUUUCUUUGUCCUGGCUUAUAUUCACAUAGCAUUUUCAAGAACACCAACAACAUGCUUGAACCAUGUAAAGGAUUCAUGGCCUAGAGAUGGGAUAUUGAGAGUGGAGAUUCUUAGGAAUCCAGACCAGGGUUACACAAUUGAACAGAGCUAUGCCAAAGAGCGGAAGUUGAGAAAAGAUAAAGAGGAUCUUAAUUCAAUGUUGGGAAUGCUAACAACAGAAGGUUUUAUAAACAUAGAAUCAUCAACCAGUGACGAUAUAGAUGACGAUGACUAUAUUCGUGAUGGAACGGAUUAUGGAAACAUAACGCGCAUCCACGAUGAUGCUGAAGGGGAUUCACCAGAUAAAGUGAUAGCGACCACGUAUCUAGAUAGUGGUCGAGAAGGCGGGACGGGUGAAGAUACAGAUCUCAACGCCACUAUAGUGUCCGGCGGAGAUGUAGAACCUUCUUCCUCGAUAUGGGAGGGUAUAAUGGGACUCGUAGAAGAUAUCGAAAAAGAUUCAAAAGUAGUGGAUGAGUCUCUGGAUGAGUCAGCAACCAACGACUCCUCAAAAGAUGAAGACUACAUUCUCGAAUAUUCGUUAGAGUAUGGCUUUCUCCGGUUGUCGCCGAGCGCCCGUCUUCGGCUGAAGAUACCAGUUAAGAUAGUGACACUCGAUCCUCAACGCGAUGCGUGUUUUGGAGAUAAGUUCUCACGGUUUGUGCUAGAAGACUUUUUGGGCUACGACGACCUACUCAUGGCUUCUGUCAAGGUCUUAGCUGAGAAGGAAGAUAAUAAGGGAUUUUUGAGAAAUGUGAUCACGGGAGAACAUUACCGUUUUGUGUCGAUGCUGACAACACGCACCUCUUAUAUUGCGGCAUUCUUCAUUAUGCUCGUCUUCACGGUGUCUAUAUCGAUGUUGCUGCGCUACGCGCACCACCAGAUUUUCGUUUUCAUCGUGGAUUUACUGCAGAUGUUAGAAUUCAACGUAACUGUAUCAUUUCCGGCUGCACCAAUUCUCACUGUCAUUUUGGCACUAGUUGGUAUGGAGGCCAUUAUGUCAGAAUUCUUUAAUGAUACGACGACAGCAUUCUACAUUAUCCUGAUAGUAUGGAUAGCCGAUCAGUACGAUGCAAUUUGCUGCCACACUGCAAUCGCCAAAAGACAUUGGUUAAGAUUUUUCUACUUGUACCACUUCUCGUUUUACGCUUACCACUACCGGUUUAAUGGGCAGUACAGCAGCCUGGCUUUGGUUACGUCCUGGCUGUUCAUACAGCAUUCAAUGUUGUACUUCUUCCAUCAUUACGAGCUUCCGGUGAUAAUACAGCAAGCCCAGCUUCAGCAACUGCUCCUUCGCACACAUCGUGGCAUGGCGGGAAUGAUGGGCCUAGCAGAAAUUGCUGCUUUAGCCAGUGGUGCAGCAUACCAUGAUGCACCUGGUACGGGUACGCAGGCUUCUCCUCCUACUACUCAAUCUACUACACAGACUGUCCAAAACACUGCUCAAUCUACAACACAAACAUCGCCCUCUGUAUCCACUGCGCAGACAAAUACUACUCAUACGGGUGAUGUAGUUUCCGCUGGAACUAUUGAAAGUAAUGCAGUCGAAUCAAACACUUCUGGAGAGAGUCCUGAGUCCGCCUUUACACCACGACCCAAUCAGGAAGUACGAAAUACUGAUAAAGAUUCUUCCGUUGCGUCCAAUAAUGAUGCCGACUUAAAGAUAGAAGAAAUUGCGAGAAGAAACGAUGUUAACAAAGUGACGAAAGUUGACGUUGGUAACUCCGCUACCAAUGAAACUGAUGAAAUAAUCGUUCCAAGUGGAACUAAUGACAAUCAUGUCGAUGUGACUGAUGUCAAAGACGAAACUUCGACUUUAGAUCGCAGACGAAAAGAAGAAACAGAGCUAAACAAUGAAGUGACUCCAUUAGUCUCCAACAAUAUGAAGGAGUCUCCCGAAAGGUUAGCUCCGAGAGCCUCCCCUGAGGCGGACGAUUUAGAUUAA